UUCAAGCCGACGGAGUCUUUUCCCCCACCUCUCUAAUUUACAGACUUUAAGGUAACGAUAAAAAAAAAUCUAUGUUUUAACUACAGUAACCUAACACAGAUGAAACAUAAUGUUAUCUAUUAACAGCCCCAGCUUGCAAUGAUGAGUGUUACAGUAACCCAAGACUGACCAUUUCUAAGUGCAGACAAAAUGGCCUUAAACUUCUGCCCAGAAUGUGGCUCCAAGCUGAAAACCGGCUUUAAGUUCUGUCCGUCUUGCGGAGUGAAGCUGCCCUCCCUGACAGACCUAGCGCAGGCUGACUCGUCCACCAGCUCACCAGCUGCUCUACAGAUCAGUGUGACUGACGGCCCUGUCACAGCACAGCCACAGUGCUCUCCCGGUCCCACCGAAGCACAGCAGUUACAGCACUCCGGUGAUGGUCCCGUCCGUUCUAUUUCUGCCUCGCCACGUUCUCCACUGUGCAGGACGUGGAAGUCAACCAAAGUCACAGAAUCAGUCUCCGUGAAUUCAGCCACACUCCUGCUCACUGCAUCCCCCAAAUCUACUGCUGCAGGUCUGAGCCCUAAAGACACUUCAAAGUCAUCACCGCAGAAACGGAAGACCCGUGCAAAGGCGAACCAGGAAGUGGAUUUAAAAGCAGAGGUUUUGCCCAGAUUGUCCACUGGAGGUCAGAGCCCAAAAGCCCUGCAGUCGCCGCGGAAACGGCCGGCCCAUGCAAAUGUCAAGCAAGAAGAGGAGGCCAGUGUCAGGGUUUCACCCUCGUCAUCACCCAGAUCACCCGCUGGAGUGAAGAAGAAGGGCAAAAGAACGAAGCAUGCAUCUGUUCUUGAGCCCCUGGGGGAGGGUGAGCAGGUGACGGACACAGCUGGCAGGAAGUGGGAACUGAUCAAACUGCUGAGUCAAAGCGAUACAGAGAUCAUCUAUGGGGUUCAGCAGGACACAACAGGAGCCAGCUCUGCAGACUACAAACACAUACUCAAACUGGCUUCUAAAGACGGCAAAAUCUUCAAUGAGCAGAACUUCCUGCAGAGGGCAGCCAAGCCUGUGUCAGUGAAGAACUGGAUGAAGCUGAAAAAGAUGGAUGUUCUGGGCAUUCCUUCCUGUGUUGGCUUUGGACUGCAUGCAGAUUCAUACAGGUUCCUGAUCUUCCCCAACAUGGGCCGAACACUGCAGUCCAUUGUGGAGGAAGGGAGAGUGCUGUCUGAGAAAGCCGUUCUGCAGCUCUCUUGCCGAAUACUGGAUGUUCUAGAGUACAUCCAUGAGAAUGAGUACAUCCACGCCAACAUCCACUCUGAGAACAUCUACAUCGACCUCACCAAACCCACACAGGUGUACCUGGUGGGAUACUGCCACGCUUUCCGCUACUGCCCCAGGGGGAAGCACGUGGAGUACCGGGAGGCCAGCCGCGCAUCACACGAGGGCGCCCUCGAGUUCAUCAGCGUGGAGUCACACAAAGGGGCAGGCCCAUCCAGGCGUAGUGACCUGCAGGCUCUGGGGUACUGCAUGCUGAGCUGGCUCGCUGGAACUCUGCCCUGGACCUCUCUCUCAGACUGCCCUGCCAAGGUCAUGGCUGAGAAGGAAAGGUACAUGACCGAUGUCCAAGGACUCAUGAGUCACUGUUUCGGGAAGAAAAAAGUGCCAGGGGCAGUGAACGUGUACCUGUCCCAGGUGAUGAGUCUGCAGUACACAGAGGAGCCCCACUACCAGCAGCUGCGGGAUGGUCUGCUGGGGGGCUUGCAGAAGCUGGGGGCCUCGCUGGAUCAGCCUAUAGACCUACAGGCGUAGCCAGGAAGAGGACGGCAAGGAUUCUCUAGGAGAUGUUAACUGCAGAGUUUGUGGGUUUUUUAACCAUGCUCGUAGAAUGUGACCACUAAGUUUGUCAUGCUAUGAUUGUCUUUCUUUUAAUUUGUCACAAUGUUUAGUGCACUCGCUUGGUGUUUGGUUGACUACAUUUUUAAAUUUUGGUCAAGAUUUUUGGACCGUUUUUGGGUAUUUUUACCCCCACCCUGCUUUGAGUUGGGAUUCAAAGCACAUGUUCUUAAGUCUGUAACACUGAAAUCUCAUAUCCCACAAUUCACUUGUGUCGUGUGUGCUGGCUGUGAGCUGAAUCCAUGGAACAUUCUCCAUUUUAGAAUUCAUUAGCAUUUUAUGUUUUAUGCUUGAAGAUUCAUUUUUAAUAUUUGCUUUGUUUUAGCCAUUUUUUCCUCUGAAAGGUUUUCAGGCUCGUUUUAUGGGCAGAGUAAUGUAUUCAUUGGUAAUAAAAAUGGUUUUAUUAAAA
Molecule: messenger RNA, 2278 nt
Organism: Conger conger (European conger)
Lineage: Eukaryota; Metazoa; Chordata; Actinopteri; Anguilliformes; Congridae
Gene: vrk3
Product: VRK serine/threonine kinase 3
Exons: 16
Coding region: 190-1785 (531 amino acids)
Biological process (GO): signal transduction; peptidyl-serine phosphorylation
Cellular component (GO): nucleus; cytoplasm
Molecular function (GO): protein serine/threonine kinase activity; ATP binding
Source: RefSeq, a predicted model, not a curated record